CCUCAACCAGUCCGCGCAGCCCGCCGACCAGCGGCUCCCCCCGCCCAAGGGUCACCGGCAGCCCUGUCCCGCUCCGCCGGGCCCGCCUCCCUCCUCUAGGGGGCGCUGGCUCCGAGCCGCUCUGCUUAAAGCUCGGCCCGGGCCGCCGCUCUAGGGCCCGGCUGCGCGGUGAGGGGCGGGCAGGGUGGAGGCUGCCCGCGGCCCAGGUGAGCGUGAGGGACAGGGAGUCCCGCGGACCAGGCCCGACCGCUUCCUGCGCCUUGGCUGGGGCCCAGGGGCCGGCGCUGGGAGCGGAGCCUGCGGGCCGAGGAGCGCGGAGGCAGCAGACAAAUACUGAGGUUCAUCACCAUGUCUACCCUGGCAACAGAACCUACAGUCUUCUUGCUUUCCCACAGAAAAAGCUUGUGACUCCCAGUUCCUUCUGAAGAAUGAGCAGUGUCUGUGCAGGGUCACUAACAGUACCUGCAACUCUAGUUGCUACUGUUUUGCAAUUGUAACUGAAAAGAAAAGUUAAAUGUCUUCACAAGAUAAGGAAGCUCAGGAGGAUGAGCUGCUGGCUCUAGCUAGUAUUUAUGAUGAAGAUGAAUUUAAGAGGGCAGACUCUGCCCAAGGAGGAGAAACAAGAAUUUGUCUGGAGUUGCCCCAAAACUUCAAAAUAUUUGUGAGAGGAAGUCCCACAGAGUGUCUCCAGAACAGUGGAUAUGAAUACACAAUUUGCUUUCUGCCUCCACUUGUACUGAAUUUUGAACUCCCACCAGAUUACCCAUCAGUCUCUCCGCCUGUGUUCACACUCAGCAGCAAGUGGCUCUCCCCGACCCAGCUUACUGCACUUUGCAAGCACUUAGACAACUUGUGGGAAGAGAACCGAGGCUGUGUGGUCUUGUUCGCCUGGAUGCAGUUUCUUAAGGAAGAAACACUAGCUUACCUGAACAUCACCUCCCCAUAUGAACUAAAACUGUGCCAUCGAGAAAAUGGGCAGAGCAGGACAUCUGUGUUUCCUCUGAAUGCUGAGCUGGAUGGUUGUGGUGCAGCAGGUGCUGCAACAGGACAAGAAGAAAUCCUUGAUGAAAGAGCUGUACAGGAUGUGGAGUCUCUCUCAAGUCUGAUAGGGGAAAUCUUGGACUUUGAUCAGGCUCAGCAGAAAAAAUGCUUUAACAGUAAAAUGUUCUUGUGCAGCAUCUGUUUUUCUGAGAAGCUGGGUAGUGAAUGUAUGUACUUCAUGAAGUGCAGGCAUAUAUACUGCAAAUCCUGUUUAAAGGACUACUUUGAAAUUCAGAUCAGGGAUGGUCAGGUCCACUGCCUCAGCUGUCCAGAACCAAAGUGUUCUUCUGUUGCUACUCCUGGCCAGGUUAAGGAACUGGUUGGAGAGGAGUUGUUUGCACGUUAUGAUCGCCUACUUCUGCAGUCCAGCUUGGACUUGAUGGCAGACGUGGUAUAUUGUCCUCGUCCAUGCUGUCAGACUCCAGUGAUGCAAGAGCCAGGUUGCACCAUGGGCAUAUGUUCCAGUUGCAACUAUGCCUUCUGUACCCUCUGUAAAAUGUCUUAUCAUGGAGUCUCUCCAUGUAAAGUCACUGCAGUUCACUCCUUAGAAAAGCGAAUGGAUUUGCGUAAUGAGUACCAAGAAGCAGAUGAGGCCACUAAAAUAUUUCUGGAGCAGCGCUAUGGCAAAGGAGGGAUUCGGAAAGCCCUUGAGGAGCUGGAAAGUAAAGAAUGGCUAGAAAAGAACUCAAGGGCCUGCCCUCAUUGUGGCAUUCGUGUACAGAAACGAGAUGGUUGUAACCAGAUGAUAUGUACUGGCUGCAGGGAGUACUUCUGCUGGCUUUGUAUGGGUUGUCUGUCUAGGGCGUCCCCAUAUACGCACUUCAGAGAUAAAUCCUCCCCAUGCUUUAAGCGGUUGUAUUAAGCUAUGAAUGUUGAUGCUGAAGAUGAAGACUAAUUAUGUUCUGUAUCACCUAACGCUGAAGAAACCAGAAAUGAAUCUCUUCUGCUUACGUCAAGUUUGUUUGCCGUCAUAUGAUGAGUGGUAACACUUCACACUGCAGGCUGCUUACACAACCAUUUGGAUGCUGUUGCCACAAACAGAAGAGACCAAUUCCCUUCUCUUCUAGUGGUUUAGGUCUGUUUAGUGCUAAACAGAGUGAACAAACUGUCAUCCGAAGGCUUAACAAAUGGUUGAGAAACUCUAAAUACCAUAAUGUGCCCCUUUUUCUGAAACACAUCCUAGAAAUUUCUGUUUGGGAAUUUCUCCAGGAAGUUUGGCCUUGCAAGGAUCUCUGGAUUCCAUCCUACAUACUUUGCAGUAAUCUUUCCUAUCACUGAGGUGGGCUACACGUGCUCCCCUUGGAGCCCUUUGAUGAAGCUGCUUGUGUCCAUUGCAGGAAGACUAUUAAACAUAGCAUAAGAAUUUCUCCCUUCUCUCUGAGACUGAGCCAGUUGCUUUCAUAGCAUUUCCUGACCUGGAUCCAAACUGAUUUUUCUGUGGUGGCUCACUGCUCUAACACUGACGCACUUCACUGGGGUGGUAGAGGUUUAUAAAUUGCAGAAUUUUUGCCCCCCAUUCCUUCUCCUUCUCCCAUCACCACAGAGUGGAUCUAAUGCCUGGGUCCGGUGUAGAAAGUUACUGACAAACGUUUCCUGUUUUCAUAACUCUCACUCUUCUUGAUUCAGUUUCAGUAAUUCAUUUCCAUAUUGCUAUCAUAUCUUAACAGGGAAGGAAUUUAUAGGGUCUGGUGAUUAUUUUAAUAAUGAUGGAUAUUAAAACAGUCUGUGUGCCCAA
Mauremys mutica (yellowpond turtle) is the source of this 2776-nucleotide messenger RNA. Its product is annotated as E3 ubiquitin-protein ligase RNF14-like. Lineage: Eukaryota; Metazoa; Chordata; Testudines; Geoemydidae. Gene Ontology annotation, cellular component: ubiquitin ligase complex; cytoplasm. The record is from RefSeq and is a predicted model, not a curated record. The transcript is spliced from 9 exons. Bases 515 to 1903 code for a protein of 462 amino acids. Gene Ontology annotation, biological process: protein polyubiquitination; positive regulation of proteasomal ubiquitin-dependent protein catabolic process; ubiquitin-dependent protein catabolic process. Gene Ontology annotation, molecular function: ubiquitin conjugating enzyme binding; zinc ion binding; ubiquitin protein ligase activity.